This is a messenger RNA of Panicum virgatum (switchgrass), 1141 nucleotides long. Its product is annotated as glutathione S-transferase T3-like. The coding region runs from base 165 to 803 and encodes 212 amino acids. The record is from RefSeq and is a predicted model, not a curated record. Lineage: Eukaryota; Viridiplantae; Streptophyta; Magnoliopsida; Poales; Poaceae. The transcript has 2 exons.
CCCAGCACCGCGCCGCGCCGCGCCGUCCACAGCCCGCCGGCACCACCCGCCGUGCCCGUCUCCGACAGCGACGCAGCACCCACCACGGCGGCAUCUCUGGAGAGCACCAGAUCGACCCAAUCACCUCCAAAGGUGUUGGUGUUGGAGAAGUUUCUGAAUCUUCCAUGAGCGGUUCUGCUUCCAAGGUGGGGGCAACAAGGAACAAGCAGACCAACUUCUCGGCGUAUGAAGACAACAUGCUCUGCAAAUCGUGGCUGGAAAUUAGCUGUAAUCCUGUUGUAAACACCGACCAGAGGAAGGAAGCCUUUUGGAUUCGUGUGCUCAACAGAUGCAAUUUCAAAUGCGGCAGCUAUCCGACGAGGACCCAAAAAUUCAUUAUGAGUCGUUGGGAUCACAUCAAGGCUGAAGUAAGCAAGUUCUCUGGAUACAUGGCUGAGAUGAUCCGUUCCAAUCCUAGUGGCAUGUCGAAUGCAGAUAAGUCAGUGGCUGCUGCUGCUGAUUUUGCUAGUGUGGAGAAGCACAAUUUCACUCUCAUGCACUGCUGGAAAAUCCUGAAGGAUGAGCCCAAAUGGAUGGAGCUCAAAAGGAAAAUGGACACCCCUCAAAAUAGUGGUUCCAGGGAAAACGUCCCCCCAGUGUGCAGCGAGACAUUUUCGAUCAUCAUCCCGAAAAGUCCUUGUCAACUAGCCCAUCAUGGAAACGUCCCAUGGGGAGGGACACAUCUAAACAGGCUAAGAAGAAAGCUGCUUCAGCGUCCUCUGAGUACGUGUCCAAGAUACAUGAUUUAUCUGUCAGAAGAUUGAGUUAUUCAAGGAAACAGAGGGUGAGCGCAAGGCCGGACGGCGUUUACUAGUCAUAGAUAGUCGACUGGUAGUAGUAGGUAGCGAGCACCUAGCAGUGUAGUGAAGUACUGUAGCCGGGGUUGCAAGAUUUUCUUCAUCUGUCGUAAAACACAAAUGCUGGCGACAUAUAUUGAUAAUGACUGAAAUUGGACUCCUCGUGAGUUACAAGAGUAAAACACAAGAAAAAUUGGUCGAUGUGAGGGCUCCAAAACGUAACGGUAUCAACUAGUUAUUGUCCGUCAGAGUUUGCAGUUCCAGAACAACACACUGAAUACUAUAUUUACAGGGGUAAAAAAAAA